This is a messenger RNA of Salmo salar (Atlantic salmon), 4417 nucleotides long. The record is from RefSeq and is a predicted model, not a curated record. NCBI's taxonomy places the organism in Eukaryota, Metazoa, Chordata, Actinopteri, Salmoniformes, Salmonidae.
UUUAUUUAGCCUACAAGGAUGACAGUUUGUCUGCUAUGAUGAUGAUCUAAAAUAUGUCCGUGGAUAAACGCUCAACAUCCGACCAUUGAUCCAGAUUCCAGACAAUGCAGAUCGUGCUGCAAUCUACACAGCCACGGAAUUCAGCGAGACAGGUGCAUCUCACUAAUAAAAAUCAGACGGCUCUGGACUGCACAAUGAUCGGAUACCUGUUGAUGCAGCAGUGGGGGCUUCUGCAAAGUCUUUUUAUGACAUGAUUCGAAAUGCUUUUAACCCAAACUGCAGUGUCAAGAGAGAUAAUCUCGUAUUUUAUGUAAUUUAAUUAGGCUAUAGAGACAGAAUGGGCACAGUAGUUGAGGAUACGUUCUGUCUGUUGAAAUAUAUUUCUACCUGCAUCUGCAUGUUAAUGACAGGUUACAAUGAGACAGCAUGGACUAUCAGUCUGUCAUAUCUCUCUUGGACUGCCCACUGACACACUCACUCUUAGACCUCAUCCAAUACCUUUUGAAUAACGAUGCUUAUCCGAUUCCUUAGAAUCCCUCGGCCAAAAAUAGGCUGCUCCCUACUCCUUUUAUUUGGCUAAUUCCAUAGGAACCGGUGGAUCCAGUUAUAUUCUACGCUUUCUUUCUUUCUUUUUUUCUUUCUUUGUUCCUUUUUUUCUUUCAUUUAGUCUAAAAGCAAGUUAAAUCUUCCCCGACCUCAUUGUUGCUGUAAUAAAUACAAAAUCCAGUAAUACACAGUCUAUAACUGUUGAAGUGUCCAUAUUUUGGCUUAUCAAGCUGUACUUCAUAGAAUAUUAUAGGAUACAUACUGUACAUAAAGGGAAGGUGCGUGCGGGCUGAGGUGAAAAAGUUGACGGGCUAGUUCAGCACAGAGGAAGUAACUACCAACGCUACUUAUUGAGGAGUGUGCUGCCAUGUUCCUAAACUUUAUUCAGUUUGUAUGCAGGACAGGACCGUGGUAUAUUCAACUGAAGUAUUUCUUUUUGGUACCCCACUUUUUAAAAAGAGGAGAGUAGACCCUACAUUAUUAAUUGUCUAUCAAAUACAUAUUAGACAACUGGGGAUUUUAAUUUGUAUUUUAGAACGAGGUGCGACUUCGACUGACGAAGAUCACUGACUUGCACAGGGGAGACACCGAAAGCUCUCCCCCAACUAUGGAAACAGAGGCAACUGAUGUAUACUCUGCAAGUAACGGAGACUGCUCUCCCAGGAAGACAGAGAACUCUAGAAUGUUGGUGGACCUGUCGGCAAACACACCCAAUGGACAGCAGUUCCAGCAUCCUAAUUCACCCACUGAAAACACAAUCAAACAGGAAGAUGAGACAGAAGAUGAAGGGGACAGGAGGACCACAGCAGAGGACAUGGGCCAAAGCGGGGAAGAGGGAUCGGGUUUGGAGGAGCCCAUGAUUGACAGCCCAAACAACCUACAGGAUGGGGUCCCCGGGUCAGAAGGGUCAUGUGACCCAGGAACUCGGCUGCCCAAUGUGGGCAAACCACACAAGUGCAACUACUGUGGGCGAAGCUACAAACAGAGGAUUUCAUUGGAGGAGCAUAAAGAGCGUUGCCAUAACUACCUUCAGAGUGUUGCCAUGGAUCCCACCUCCAUCACCGGGCCUUAUCCAGGUGAGGUCCCUAAAGAGCAGAGGCCCCUGGCUGAGGUUGUUGCCAGGGCAACCUUCGACCGCCCACCCAUCAUCGAGAGACUGCAGAGUAACAUGGGGAAGAGGAAGAGCACCACCCCACAAAAGUUUGUGGGUGAGAAGAUGAUGCGUUUCAGUUACCCAGAGCUGAGCUAUGACAUGAGUCUGAAGUAUGAGAAGGAGGCAGAGCUGAUGCAGGCUCACAUGAUGGACCAGGCUAUCAACAACGCCAUCUCUUACCUGGGCUCUGACUCCCUGAGACCCCAGGUCCACCACCCCCACCCGCACGGUCCACACGGUCCACACCCAUCCCUCUCAAUGGCUGAGGUGGUUAACAUGGGCAACCCCCUCUUCCACCACGUCUACCCCCUGGAACCAGGGCCGGGGCACCGUAUGGACCGACCAAGCAGCCGGGACGCCCCACCUCAUCCUUCACCUCUGCACCCUCCUCUUCCUGACUUUACUCCCUCCUCCAACGGGCCCAUCGCCCUCACCAGACCCAAGCAGCACCAGCUCCAGGGUACAAGAGAGGAGAGAGAGUGUCCUAGCAACAGUGGGCUCGACUCGGCCGAAUCUGCCCGGAGCAGCCCACAGGAGAGGCUGGUUUACCACAGGAACCACAGAAACAACCCCCACCCCCGACCCAGGUCCAGACCCAGCCCAGCCAAUGGCGGCAGAGAGGAGGGGCAAGGUGGGGCUGAGGUGCGUGGGGUGGGGUUGACAGCGGAGGUGGCCCGGGGAGAGGUGUCAGAGACGAGUCGGGACGGAGUGCGUGUGUUUGGGCGAGAGGGCCGGGAGGUGAGGGUGUUCCAGUGUGAGCACUGCUGUGUUUUCUUCCUGGACCACGUUAUGUACACCAUCCACAUGGGCUGUCAUGGUUACAGGGACCCGCUGGAGUGCAACAUCUGUGGCCACCGCAGUAAGGACUGCUACGAGUUCUCAUCUCACAUUGUCCGCGGGGAACACACCUUCCAGUAGAGGGCUGGACAAGACAGGAGCCGUCCCUCCCCAUCCCCACCCCAGGACUGUGAUGUUAAACUAACUGUGUGUGGUCAAUGCAACCAAUCAAGGCAGAGAAAACUAACUAACAUUUCCUGCAGCAUAAUGAUACUGACUAUAUAAUUCCAAACAAAUAUAUGAAGGUCUGGGCCAAAUACACAUUUUCAUUUUUUAAGGUGUUUUGAAGAUUUUAAAGUUGAGAUAUGCAUCUGAAGUGAGGGAUUUCUUCGUGUGGGAAAAAGAGGACAAGGAAUAAGUACACCUAUUCAGUUUUGUUGUGGUCUGUCUCUGAGAUUGUCAAAGAGCAACUAAUACUGUGAGUAGUUAUAUUAUAGUUGUAUAAGUCUUAUCACUGUCCUUGUCUUGCAUACUGUAUUGUUGCACUUGUUUGCUGCAACACAGACUGCCAUGUAAGAGCUCAACUUAUCAAGGGGGCUUUCCCUGACUCCACCACCCAAACCAUUUCAUGCAACAUACAUCUUCUCUGUCUUAUGUCAAAAGCCUUGCUAACUGCAAACUGCUCAGACGUGUUGUCACACCAGCCACAUUAGAGAGGGAGGGAGAGAAGAGCAAGUGAGAGAGAGAGAGACAGAGAGCUAGAGAGAAAGAAUGAAAAUAAAAGAGAAGGAUAGAGACUUACUCAGACAUUGAUUUACUUUUUCAGACAUUGUAUACAGAUGUUAUUAAAGUUUUGUUCAUUACACUAGCUAACUAUCUGCUUUCCGUAGAACAGUUCCUUUAACCUUAUCAGUUCCACAACACUUCACAGAGGAAAGGAAAAGCACUGCACUGCAACCUGCCUCCCUAAACCUGUUCUUGCACUAGCAGCCUGAUGCCUUGAGGGAUGGGGAGGACGGGAAUGGAUGAGGCACUCCCUGGUUCAAUAGCAACUUCACAUAUCUUUCUCGCAGCUUGCCUUUACCCCACUCAUGUGUCUUUAGUGAACAGGCUGCUUUCUGCAGAUUACAUGUCAGUGCAUGUACUCCACUGUACUCCAGGGUUGGGAUCAAUGCCAUUUCAAUUCAGUCAAUGAAAAAAAGCAAUGAGGAAAAUUGGCAUUGGAAUUUGGAAUUGCAAUUAACUUUUUUUGUUGAUAGAAUUUAAAUAGAAUUGAUCCGAACCCUGCUGUACAGUGGAUAUGAAUGAUGUGGAAAGGAUUUAGCCCAGUACAAAUGGCAAUGCACUUUAAACUGAUACACUGGUACUGUCAAGUAGACAGAAAGCAGUGUGGUUUAGAGUUUACUAAGAGCCUUUUUAGAAGGAUAAUGCCAAUGAAGGGAGAUGGCACUGAUUUGGAUCAAAUAUGAUAAUCUAGGUGCACUUGGACAAAUGCGUAAGACAAUGUACAUACUGCUCUUUAGAUAACUCAUAUUUUGCUGGCAAAAUAUGUAAUGUCGCUGUUGUUCUGUUUAUUUUGCAGCAUAUACCAUAUUUUGAAGUGUCUUUUGUCUUGAUAGUCUUUGGCCAUUGGAAUGGCCCUAUGUAUAUGGCCAGGAACAGUUCACUGUUCAAUUCAAACUUCUCCUCUCCUGCCUGGUCUAUGUAACCUUCCUGGUCAAAGUAGCAGCUUAUUUCUGUUUACAUGACAGCGACGUGGACAAAUGAUAUAUCUACUCAUAGUGCAACAGACAUACGGUACUUCUAUUGCAACAGCUUAUUGUUACUGUAAAGUAUUGGCAAUAGUAUCUGUUUACACUUUUUAGUUGUUGUAGUAUCUCAUAUACUGUUGUACAUUGUACAUUCCCACACUGCAUUAUUCUUAUUAAAUGAGCGCCCCUA